UUUAGGCACCAAUUUGAAACAAGCUCUACUCUUCCUACUUGUUUUUGUCAACGUUAACGCGUUGUUUACGCAGCAACGAGCAAAAUAAACAGCUGGAUCUAUUAUAUGUAAUAGCUAGAUGUUAUCUAGAUUCUAGAUUAUGUAAAAUAAUCCGCUACAUAUACAGAUUUUGACAGAAUAACGAUUUUACUUCCUGACACUAUCUUGUAAAGCUGGUUUGUUUGAACCGUUGUUUAACUACUGGAGCGGACACGAAGCUAAUGCUUGGCCAUAACCGCUUUGCUGGAAAAUGCCGUCCCGUGUUGAGGAUUAUGAAGUUUUGUAUACCAUAGGCUCCGGCUCGUACGGCAAAUGUCAGAAAAUACGGAGGAAGUCUGACGGUAAAAUUUUAGUUUGGAAGGAGUUGGACUAUGGUACCAUGGCCGAGGGUGAGAAGCAGAUGCUGGUGUCCGAGGUGAACCUCCUACGGGAGCUCAAGCACCCAAACAUCGUCAGAUACUAUGACCGCAUCAUAGACCGAACUAAUACAACCCUGUACAUUGUCAUGGAAUACUGUGAGGGCGGCGACCUCGCUACCCUCAUCACAAGAUGUGUCAAAGAAAGGCGUUACCUUGAGGAAGAGUUCAUCAUGCGUGUCAUGGCACAGCUUGCAUUGGCACUGAAAGAGUGCCACAGGAGAAGUGAUGGAGGUGCCACUGUAUUACACAGAGACCUGAAACCUGCUAAUAUCUUCCUUGAUGUAAAGCAGAACAUCAAGCUUGGGGACUUUGGCCUAGCUCGCAUCCUUAACCACGACACCAGUUUUGCAAAGACUUUUGUUGGGACCCCUUACUACAUGUCUCCAGAGCAAAUGAAUCGGAUGUCCUACAAUGAGAAAUCAGAUAUCUGGUCAUUGGGAUGCUUGCUGUAUGAACUGUGUGCCCUAUCGCCCCCUUUUACAGCAUAUAACCAAAAAGAACUGGCAGAGAAAAUAAGAGAGGGCAAGUUUAGAAGGAUUCCCUAUAGAUACUCUGAAGAGUUGAAUGCACUCCUGUCCAGAAUGCUCCACUUAAAGGACUUCUUGAGGCCCUCUGUGGAGUCCAUACUCCAGAGCAGCCUGCUGGCAGGCAUGGUUGCCGAGGAGCAGAGGAAGGUACAGGGGCGACAGCGGAGGUCAGCUGAUCCAGAAGUUCCUAAAGCAGCAGAGCCUGCCCCCACACUGGCUGCAGAGUUGAGGCUGAAGGAGAAGGUGCUGCAGGACAGGGAGAAGGCUCUGAAGGACCGUGAGGAGAGACUUGAACAGAGAGAGCAGGAGCUCUGCCUUCGAGAAAGGCAGUCCAAUGAGAGACUCGCCAGAGCUGAGAGUUUGCUGAAGAAUUACAACAUCCUGAAACAACAAAAGAGCCUGGCACAACUUUAUACUAAUAACAUAGAUGAGGGAGAGGAGAAUAUGUCCCCGGGAAAGAAGAAGGUUCACUUUGCUGGAGACGGCAAGGAGAACCAGCAGGCUGGCUGUCCUCAGACCCUGAAGACCCAGGAGCUGCUGCUGCACAAGAGGCUACAGACAGCCAACUUACGUGCUCAGGCCCUGGGGGAAGUGGAGAGGAACUACCAGCAUAAAAGCAGGCAGAUCCUGGGAAUCCGCUAGCUCUGCCUGGUCCAGGCCUUCUGUGUCUUACAGGACUGAUGUAUUCAGUUCUGACUGAAUUAGAAUCAAAACUUCAGAUGGCUAGUACCUUUGUUGCCCUUUAGUUAAAAUAUUAAACUUUUAAUUUAUUUAUGUUGCACUGGGUCAUGUUAACUGUGGUUAUGGUGAAUCUCAAAUGUUGAGGUUGCUUUGUAUAUUUAGGUAACAGAAUGACUGUGAAAUUGUAGUGACGCGAAUGUCUUCUUGAUCAUUUCUAAAGUUUUAAACAUUUAAAGACCAGAUAUCAAUACCAUCUAUGUUUGUUGAUUUGGGAACAUUAAAAGCAGCUGAUUACUCUGA
This is a messenger RNA of Osmerus eperlanus (European smelt), 1966 nucleotides long. RefSeq names its product NIMA-related kinase 2 (gene nek2). Gene Ontology annotation, molecular function: ATP binding; protein kinase activity. The record is from RefSeq and is a predicted model, not a curated record. Bases 290 to 1627 code for a protein of 445 amino acids. Lineage: Eukaryota; Metazoa; Chordata; Actinopteri; Osmeriformes; Osmeridae. The transcript has 9 exons. Gene Ontology annotation, biological process: protein phosphorylation.